GUGGGGCGGCCCGGGCAUGCUCAGUGGCUGCGGCCGGAGCGCCGGGGAUUGGCGCUGGCCGCGGUCCCUGUUCCCUGCCAAAAGGGGCGGCAAGGAGGUGCCGCUCCGUGCCGGCCAUUGCGGGCACGGCGCUUCUUCCCCAUGAGCAGCCGGGAGGCGGAGGGCGCGGACAGUGAGCAGGCCGCAGAGGAUGGCAUGCCAGGAGCACUUGGUGGGGAAUCGAGAGGGCUUACCAGGGAGCAGCUAUUUACAAUGGCUGCGACAGCUUCUAUAAACUUCAGCUCAAUGAUAUGCUAUUCAAUCCUGGGACCCUUCUUCCCUUCCGAGGCAGAAAAAAAAGGUGCCAGUAACACCAUUGUUGGCCUGAUUUUUGGAUGUUUUGCUUUGGUCAAUUUCUUGUCUUCUUUAAUCUUAGGAAAUUAUAUUACGCAUAUUGGAGCAAAAUUCAUGUUUUUGGCAGGGAUGUUUGUCUCGGGAUGUGUGACCAUUCUGUUUGGAAUGCUGGACAAGGUGCCAAGUGGACCAAUGUUCAUUGGUUUGUGCUUUUUAGUAAGAGCAAUGGAUGCAGUAGGUUUUGCAGCAGCAAUGACAGCAUCGUUUUCAAUCCUUGCAAAGGCAUUUCCCAAUAAUAUAGCUACUGUCUUGGGCAGCCUUGAAAUUUUUACAGGACUUGGACUGGUACUGGGCCCACCUUUAGGUGGCUUUUUGUAUCAAUCAUUUGGUUAUGAAGUCCCUUUCAUUACGGUGGGAUGCGUAGUGUUGGUCUUGGUGCCUGUGAAUAUGUGCGUAUUAUCAAAAUACGAUUCAGUCCCUAGCAAGGACUCCUUUUGGAAGCUCAUUCUUCUGCCAAAAGUCUUACUACUCUGUCUUACUAUAUUUUCUCUAAGUGCAUGCUUGGGCUUUUUGGAUCCCACAAUGUCUCUAUUUAUCCUAAAGAAGUUCAAACUCCCAGCUGGUUAUGUAGGCUUGGUGUUCCUAGGUUUGGCACUCUCGUACUCCCUGUCUUCUCCCCUCCUCGGACUUCUAAGUGACAAACUGCCAUACCUCAGGAAGUGGUUGCUGGUAUCUGGAGGCUUAAUGACAGCCCUGUGUUUUUUCAUGUUAGGACCUGCUCCUGUACUACACAUUGAAAGUCAGCUGUGGAUGUUUGUGCUAGUGCUGGUUUUGGUUGGGUUUUCCCUUGGCAUGAGUGCUAUCCCAGUUUUUCCAGAGAUACUGCAGUGUGCAUAUGAUAAUGGAUUUGAAGAAGGUCUGAGUUUGCUGGGACUGGUGUCUGGGCUCUUCAACGCCAUGUGGUCCCUUGGGGCAUUUGCAGGUCCCACUCUGGGAGGAUUUCUAAAUGAAAAGCUGGGUUUUGAAUGGGCCUCAGCCAUCCAAGGAGGAUGGGCACUGUUAAGUGGUCUUGCAACUGGAAUAUUCUAUAUCGCUGAGGCAACAAAGAGAAGUUCCAGUUCCAGCCUGCAAAAUCCUCCUGGUACUAAUGAAGAAAGAACUCAUCUGAUGAGCAGUGAAUCAUAGCCAGACAUACUUUCAAUUCUCAGUUUACUAUUGUGGUUUUACCAGUUAUUGACAUGAGUGGACUUAAAAGUAUUCCAUUAUUCUGGAGCUGGGAUACAUGAUCCCUUAGUGAACAACCAGUUGUGGUUUAGUUACAGCUUUAUUACUGUUUUGAAACACUGAACACUGACUUUCUUUUGAAAGUCUUCGCGUGGGUUGGCUGAAGUGAUGAGUAACCCUCAGAUGUCAGCAUGUUUAUUGUGUUCCAUGUACAGUACAGCACUGUAUGUGAAAGAAGUGUUUUCAAAUGUCUGGUUUCUACACUUGGGCCUGCUGUGCAUUAUUCUUGGGUAAAGCUACUAUUUUGCUACUAUGAUUUUCUGUAUUUUUUUAAAGAAUGUUCAUUAUCUUGUAGUACUUUAACUGAUAAAGUUAAAACAGAAUUUGAAAUGACAAAGCAUUAAGCACAAUAUUUUUUUCAAUAAAGCAACCUUUUUUCCUAAGUUUUGCAGAUUUUCUCAAACCAAGUCUGAAAGACUUUGUGUCUAUCAACAUUUGUAUUAUCCUGAAAGUGCCUGAAAAUGGGAGGCAAAGGUAAUGAAGAGUUAGCGUCUCUACACAGAACUAACUGAUCUUCAGUCCUGGAGGAGACUUGGCAUCGUGUGUAUACAUAUACAAAGAGAUAUGUUUGUAUUAUGUAUGAAGACUCCACUUGAGUUUGUGAGAUCUAUGUCACUAAUAAAUGCCAGCUGGAAUGUUUGUA
This is a messenger RNA of Pezoporus occidentalis (night parrot), 2260 nucleotides long. RefSeq names its product solute carrier family 18 member B1 (gene SLC18B1). The coding region runs from base 142 to 1518 and encodes 458 amino acids. The transcript is spliced from 14 exons. Lineage: Eukaryota; Metazoa; Chordata; Aves; Psittaciformes; Psittacidae. Gene Ontology annotation, molecular function: transmembrane transporter activity. The record is from RefSeq and is a predicted model, not a curated record. Gene Ontology annotation, biological process: transmembrane transport.